This is a messenger RNA of Pomacea canaliculata, 5627 nucleotides long. RefSeq names its product agrin-like. The record is from RefSeq and is a predicted model, not a curated record. Bases 1 to 5301 code for a protein of 1766 amino acids. Lineage: Eukaryota; Metazoa; Mollusca; Gastropoda; Architaenioglossa; Ampullariidae. The transcript has 36 exons. Gene Ontology annotation, biological process: multicellular organism development; cell differentiation. Gene Ontology annotation, molecular function: calcium ion binding; protein binding.
AUGGUUUUAGCAGCUGUACGUGGCAUUGUUCAUCCCGGCGCCAUGGUGUGCUAUGUAACAGUGCUGUCGGAUGAGCAGACGGUCGUCGAAGAAGCCACGUAUAUGUCCCUGGACUGGGACAGCGCUCGAUAUCCCGUUUGUGAAACCAGAAGUUCCCAGACCAUCGCCGUGCGAAGUGUACUUCUGUGCUUUCGGGGCGGUGUGUAUGGUCAACUUGAGCAGCAACACGCCGUACUGUCUUGUCAACACCGAUGCCAGCCAGUGUUCGCACCUGUGUGCGGCAGCGACAACGUCACCUACGCCAGCGAGUGUCUGCUGCAGAAGGCGGCGUGCGUGCACCAGAAGCGAAUCAAAGUCAAGCAGCCAGGUGUCUGUGGUAAGCGAGACCCUUGCGAGGGCAAGGUGUGCAACUAUGGCGCCAAGUGCCAGCCCAGCGUGGAUGGCAAGACAGCCAGGUGUCAGUGUCCCUCCGAGUGCUACCGCUACGGCGACAACCUGGGCAGCAAGCCCGUGUGCGGCAGUGACGGCAUGGACUACAACAACAUCUGUGAGCUGCACAAGGCGGCCUGCAACAAGCUGCAGGACAUUCGAGUCAAGUACUACGGAAAAUGCGACCCAUGUGCAGGUGUCAAAUGUAAUUCACCUGAGAUUUGCCAGGUGGAUGAGCAACGCAAGCCAGUGUGUCGCUGUAAGUUUCUGUGCUUCAAAGAGUUGGACCCCGUGUGUGGCACUGAUGGGAAGACUUAUAGUAACACUUGUUACAUGCACAAGGAGGCUUGCAAACUGCACAAACAAAUCUCAGUUCUUUACAAAGGAGAAUGCAGUGCAGGAACUAGCAUAAUCUCGGGUACAGUUCAGGAUGAGUAUAGUAGACAUGCCAACAACCCUUGCAACAAGGUCCAGUGUGGCCCAAUGGAAGAGUGUAGUGUUGACCGCAAUGGUAUGGCAUCUUGUGUUUGCCCCCUGCACUGUGAACCAGUCAUACGGUAUGUUUGUGGCAAUAACAGCAGGACAUACGACAGCGAUUGUGAAUUGCGAAAACAGGCUUGCCUUUUGAAGGAGUAUGUUGCUGUUGCCCAUACUGGCCAGUGUGGUCAAGACAUUCCUUGUAAAGGGCACACAUGCACAAGAGGAAUGGUCUGCCAGGUGAUCGAUGGCCAGCCUACCUGUGUUUGCCCUCAAUGUUCAGAACAGUACAACCCUGUGUGUGGAGAUGAUGGCAUCACAUAUGAGAAUGAGUGCAAACUCCAACAAGAAAACUGUGAAACGGGCAAAGCAGUACAAGUUAAACAACGUGGGCUCUGCAAUGGCUGCGGAGAUCACAGGUGUGAGUUCUAUGCUAUAUGUGAGAGCAUAGGUAACCAGCCAAGGUGUGUGUGCCCAUCUUCUUGUGUUCAGGUUGACCUACCUGUCUGUGGAUCUGAUGGCCGCACGUACUCCAAUGAAUGUCUGAUGCGUGUUGAGAGCUGUCACCGCAGACAACUCAUCACCAUCAAAUCCAGAGGCUCUUGUGAUGUAUGUGCUGAUGUUGUCUGUGAACAUGGUAGCAGAUGUGAAAAUGGAGUGUGCGUCUGCCCCAUCAUUUGCCCAACAGCUGGUGAAGCUGUGUGUGGUACUGAUGGACGCACUUAUGUCAAUCGGUGUGAACUUUGGAAAAUCUCUUGCACUCAGCACAUAGACAUUGAGGUUGCAAAAGCAGGCGAGUGUGAAGGAGAUAUUGACCAAUCAGGGUCUGGAGCAUCUGAAGCUUUUGUAGAGGGCUCUGGAUUCAUUGUGGAUGAUGAAGACUGUGAUGAAGAAACAUGCUCCAAAUAUGGCGGAAGAUGUGUUGUGCAGAUAAAUGGCAAUUUUCACUGCGUUUGCUCCUUGGGCUGUGAAGCUAUCAGAUCUCCAGUAUGUGGGUCUAAUGGGCAGUCCUAUGGCAAUGAAUGUCAGAUGCGUCAAGCAGCAUGUAUGCUGCGCCAAACUAUCACUGCUGUUUCCAUGGAGAAUUGUGGUGACUCAGAGUUUGAUAGUGAUGAGCCAUGUGAUGGUGCCAUUCCACUUGUAGACGAAGCAACUGGCCAUGACUAUGACUGCUCCUCAGGAAUGGACAUGUGCCCAUCAGGCAGCUAUUGCCACAUCACACCCAACUUUGCCAAGUGCUGUAAGGAAGAUGUUCAUUUGAGCAUGCAAUGCAGUGAUACUCCAUUUGGCUGUUGUAAGGAUGGUUUCAUGCCAGCGAAAGGUCCAAAUAAUGCAGGCUGCCCAGAAUCUUGUCACUGCAAUUCUCUGGGUUCAUAUGGAACGACUUGUGACCCUGUUACACGUCAAUGUGUCUGUAAAUCUGGAGUUGGAGGUUUGCGAUGUGACCGAUGUGAAAUUGGCUUCUGGGGCAUGCAGAAGAUAGCUGAGGGAAAUAGUGGCUGCAUCCCUUGCAACUGCAAUCCUCUGGGGUCAGAACGUGAUGACUGUGCUCAGAUGAACGGACGCUGCAUGUGCAAAGCUAAUAUCUCUGGCAUGAAGUGUGAUCAGUGUAACAAUGGCAAUGUUCUGGGACCUUUAGGAUGCUUAGGUCCCAGCUCCAGCCCUAUGCAUUCAUGUGAUGACUUGAACUGCAAAUAUGGUGCCACCUGUCAUAUGAAGAAUGGAGUGCCAGAGUGUACUUGUGACUUUCAGUGUGACAACAGCGAGAAGAGUCGUGACAUUGUAUGUGGUACUGAUAACCAAAAUUAUGGGUCAGAGUGCGAGUUGAAACUGCUAGGCUGCCGACUGGGGCUAGAAAUUGAUGUAGCAUAUCGUGGACCAUGUAGAGCUCUUCCAGCAACACGCACGACCACAGCUUUGCCAUCCACUUCAAGGUCACGAAAAACUACACGACAUAUCACAGGUGAAACUUCAGAGUCAGACAAUUACUCGUCUGGAACACGAAGACCAGAACAUGAAGCUGAAAAACCAUCUGAAGAGAAAUGUUCUGGUAGCUAUAUUGAUGGUCUCUGCCUCUCUGACGACAACUGCUGCUCUAAUAACAGCCAUUGCCGGUUGGGAUUGUGUCGUUGUUUGCCUGGCUUUGUCGCUUCAGUGGAUAAUCGGAGAUGUAUUGAACUAAAGAGAGAGGAGCCUUCUAUCAUUACACUGGCCCCAGAGAAAGAUGUUUGUGCUGACAAUCCUUGUUAUGCUAAUGGCAAGUGUGAGCUGGAUGAGAUACUGGGGUACCGCUGUGUCUGCCCAUUAGAACGAUCUGGACCUCUCUGCAACAGACAGUCUGAAUUUAAGGUUCCCUCCUUUAGUGGAAGAUCUUACAUUCAGCUGCCACACAUACAGAAGGCCAGCCGGGACCUGAGCAUAGAGGUGGUUUUCCAGACACUUAACACUGAUGGUAUCAUUCUUUUCAAUGCUCAGAACCCAGAUGGAACUGGAGAUUUUGUUUCUCUUACGGUCAAUGGUGGAUUUGUUGAGUUCAGAUUUGACCUCGGAGCUGGUGAAGCCAUAUUACGCAGUCGCAACCCAGUGGAACCAGGUCGAUCACAUCGAGUGAUUGCUCGACGCAUCCAGGCAUCUGGCUACUUGAUCGUUGACAGUGACCCCGAUGUGACAGGCAACAGCCCCAUCACUCAUGUUUCUCUAAAUCUUAACGACCCACUGUACCUUGGCUUCGUCCCUAAGGUCUCACAAGAAGUGUAUAACCGUAUUGGUGUCACCCUGGGACUUGUGGGGUGUAUCCAUUCCCUAAGAGCAGGCAGUCGUGAUGAAAUGAUCCCCUUCAAUCUAGAGUUAAACAGUCCUGAGUCAGACAUCCUCAGCGGCGCCGAUGUCAGUGAAUGCGGCUCAAAUCCAUGCAAAAGCAUGCCGUGUAAAAAUGGAGGAACAUGCCUGGUUCUUGAUGCAGAGAUGUUUGACUGCAAAUGCCAGACUGGCUACAGAGGAGUGCUGUGUGAUGACCUUGUUGACUCCUGUGCCAGCCAGCCUUGUCAGCAUGGUGGUACAUGUACGAAGAUCAGAUCACCAGAUGGAUUCGAGUGCAAAUGUACUGAGGGGAGGGAGGGUGCUCGUUGUGAAAAAGAGUCCAUGCCACAAGUAUUUGUACCCAAGUUCACAGGCAGCUCCUACAUGGAAAUUCCUCUGCUGGACAAAGUUGAAGAUUCUCUCUCCAUUGAGAUCUGGUUUCGGCCACUACAACCUAAUGGUGUUCUGUUCUUUGCAAGCCAGCUGCCUGGCGGUGUUGGUGACUUCAUUUCCCUCAAUCUAGUGCAGAAGAAACUUCAGUACAAAUACUACCUAGGUGGUGGAGUGGGAAUUUUAGAAAGCAAAAAGACAGUGCAGUUAGAUACAUUCCACAAGGUGCUGGUCAGUCGUGAAGGGCAGGAUGGAAUGAUGAUAGUCAAUGACCAGCCUGCUGUCAAAGGACAAGCCCAAGGUAUCCUAACACAACUGAAUCUUGCACAAUCCCUCUUCAUUGGUGGUUUUGACAACAUCAGGAACACUCCUGCUGAGUCAGGUAUAGAGACUGGCUUCACAGGUGCCAUCCAGAGGGUAAUCAUUAAUGGCAAGACAGUGGACAACUUGAUGGCCUCUGCAAGAAAGAUGUCUAAUAUCACAAGCUACAAUGGGCCACCAUGCAAUAUUAACCCUUGCAUGAACAAUGGCAUCUGUAUCCCAAUCCUCAAUAAGGCUGAGUGCCAUUGUCCUUACAACUUUAUGGGGCAGCACUGUGAAAAACGUGCUGAUCACAUUGACAAAGAUCAACCUGUUAAAUUUGAGGGCAACACAUUCUUAAACUACCCUAACGAAGUCCAACGAAGAUUUAAUAAUGGCGAUAAUGGCAAUGGAAAACAACCUGCCCAGCGGUCUAAUGAAGUGUAUGUACGCUUUAAGACCACAUCAGACAACGGGAUGAUACUCUUCCAACACAAGGGUAACACUGUUCGAGGAGAUUACUUAGCCUUAGCUGUGAUACGAGGCCAAGUGGAGUUCAGCUACAAUCUUGGCAAACAAACAGAAAACAACCUACACAUCCUCAGAUCUACAGUGGAUGUUGCUGAUGGCCAGUGGCACACAGCUACAGCAACUAGAGACCUAAGAGAUGGAAUGCUGAAGGUAGACAUGGAACCUGAAGUCAGACUCAGUUCUGCUGAAGGUUCAUCGCAGCUGGAUACUGAUGGAACCCUCUGGGUUGGAGGAAAAGCAAGCAUGCCAUUGGGUUUUCCGCAAGAAUAUUAUGACGGCUUCCAGGGCUGUAUAGAAGAGAUCAAAGUGAAUGGUCAGCAACUUCACUUGGUAGACCAUCGUAAUGGACAUGGCACUAUUGCCUUCUGCUCAUAGAGGGUCCUGAGACUGCAGACAUUUAGGCAGCUUCGUACUGUGUGUGAAUGUUUCGAAGUCUGUGCAGUCAAGAGAUUAACACUAAUGAACGAUCUUUCUCAUCCCUCCAUUAUGUGGCACACAUUUUCCAAUUCCCCCUGUGCCUUCCCAUCCUCAGCAUUUUUCUUUGCACAUAUUGUGUUCCGACAUAUCAAUGUAUGUACUCAGUUCACAGUAUUUGUCCUUUUAAUGUACACUCAAAUAACUUGGUUGCUUAGAUUGCACUUGGUGUACUCAUUAAAUUUGAGCUGGACCCUGAUGACAAUUAAAACAAAAAACUCCACGAA